This is a messenger RNA of Fopius arisanus, 1056 nucleotides long. Its product is annotated as dehydrogenase/reductase SDR family member 11-like. The transcript is spliced from 6 exons. The record is from RefSeq and is a predicted model, not a curated record. Gene Ontology annotation, molecular function: oxidoreductase activity. Bases 193 to 933 code for a protein of 246 amino acids. Lineage: Eukaryota; Metazoa; Arthropoda; Insecta; Hymenoptera; Braconidae.
AUGUUAAAAAUGGAAAUUAAUUUUUAGAAAAUGGGAUUGAAUCUACCUGAUUUCUUCCUUGCAAGGAUAAGAUAACUGCGUAUUGGGGAUACGAUAUGAUAUCUUGGAUGAGGAUUGAGGUCACCAAGUUACGUUGCGUUCUACUCCUCGGUCCACACAAUUAUUGUCUGAUGAGAGUACUUGCAGUGUAAAAUGAAUCGUUGGUCGGGUAAAGUCGCGGUUGUCACUGGUGCGAGCGGUGGAAUUGGCGCAGCUAUUGCUCGCGAACUCGUCCGCAAUGGAUUAAUUGUCGCCGGCCUGGCAAGAAGACCAGAAAAAAUUGAAGAGUUGGCGUCGACUCUGGAAGAUCAAUCAGGAAAAUUACAUGCAGUCGAGUGCGAUGUUUCUCAGGAAGAGAGUGUCAUCUCGGCAUUUGGCUGGGUGAAGGAGAACUUGGGAAGAAUCGAUGUGCUUGUCAAUAAUGCCGGGAUCACGAUAGAAACUACUCUUAGUGAAGGUCGUUUAGAGGACUGGAAAGCAGUGUUCGAUGUGAAUGUGCUGGGGCUUUGUCUGGCCACUCGGGAGGGGUUGAAAAUCAUGAGGGAAACUGGGGACGAGGGUCUCAUUGUUCAUGUCAACAGUCUCGCUGGUGAGAGAAUACCUGCUGUUCCUGGAUUCAGUGUUUAUCCAGCUUCAAAGCGAGCACUCACUGCACUGGCGCAAUCUCUACGACAUGAACUCGUCGGGUCGAAGAUUCGUGUCACAUCAAUCACUCCAGGUCUGGUGGCAACCGAUCUGAUGGCUACAUAUUCAACAUUCUCCCAGGAAAUCCUUAACGCAAUGCCUUCAUUGAAGCCUGAGGACAUUGCAGCUGCACUCAUCUACGCUCUGUCCACCCCGCCUCAUGUUUCGGUCCAAGAAAUUAUCCUGCGACCAGUGGGAGAGUCCUGGUAAACGUCUUCUGUUCUUGACGACAUGGAAUCCCACAUAAAAAAACUCUAUCCUAUGAUUACGAAACGAACAAACUAUCAUUUGUUGAAUUUCUACAGUUAAAUAAAUAAAUACUUCAAAAUGAAA